Molecule: messenger RNA, 10454 nt
Organism: Cololabis saira (Pacific saury)
Lineage: Eukaryota; Metazoa; Chordata; Actinopteri; Beloniformes; Belonidae
Gene: frya
Product: furry homolog a (Drosophila)
Exons: 62
Coding region: 147-9326 (3059 amino acids)
Biological process (GO): cell morphogenesis; neuron projection development
Cellular component (GO): site of polarized growth; cell cortex
Source: RefSeq, a predicted model, not a curated record
CCGACAAGUGCUGGGGUUAAAACAGAUUAGGAGGCUGAAGGUGGCUACGUUGGCUGCAUCUUCGCGUCACAGACUCCUUUUGCACAACUCCGAGAAAGAAAAAGGAGGGGAUACCUGGCACCGCUUCAAAUGACUUCUUCAGAGGAAUGAAAAAAGACGCUGUGGGCUUCCCGCCAUCCAACAUGUCUUUAGAGGAGAGUACUGUGAGAGACGCGCCUGAAAGUGAGACGGAUUGUUCUGAUGGACGGGAUGAGGCUGUCCCGGGACGCAUCGCCAGCUUACCGCUGGAUCCAUUCCCACCCAAAGACUUCAGAGGGAAGUUUAAAAAGAUGCGGCAGAAGAAGAGACCCACCAUUCUUGAAACGUCUCCUGUGGGGAACGGAUAUAGUAAACCUCCCAUCCCUCCAGUCAGCUGUCCUCAGGGAGAAAAAGGCCCCCCAGCCAUGGUGCCCAUCAGCGUCGACCCGGAGAGCAAGCCGGGAGAGUACGUCCUCAAGAGUCUGUUCGCCAACUUCACAACCGCAUCUGAGCGCAAAAUCCGCAUCAUCAUGGCUGAGCCGCUGGAGAAGCCAUUAACGAAGUCACUACAGAGGGGAGAAGAUCCACAGUUUGACCAACUGAUAAGCACCAUGAGCUCAUUGGCUGAAUACAGUCUCCCCUCCAUCCUCCGCACUUUGUUCGACUGGUACAAAAGACAAAAUGGACUGGAGGAAGAGUUGCACGAGUACCGGCCAAGAUCCAACACCAAGUCCAAAAAUGACGAGCAGCAGAGGGAUUAUCUACUUGAAAGGAGGGAUUUGGCCAUCGAUUUCAUCUUUUCUCUUGUACUCAUAGAAGUUUUGAAACAGAUGUCGCUGUACCCGUCUCUUGACAGUUUGGUCAAUGAAGUCAUUAAUUUAGCCUUUAAGCACUUUAGAUACAAAGAGGGAUAUAAUGGUCCAAACACUGGCAACAUGCACACUGUAUCAGACCUUUAUGCUGAGGUGAUCGGAGUCUUAGCCCAGUCCAAGUUUCCUGCUGUAAAGAAGAAGUUUAUGACUGAGCUGAAAGAGCUGCGGCAGAAAGAGCAGAGCCCAUAUGUUGUGCAGAGUACCAUUAGCCUCAUCAUGGGGGUCAAGUUCUUCAGAAUUAAAAUGUAUCCUGUAGAAGAUUUUGAAGCAUCUUUUCAGUUCAUGCAGGAGUGUGCUCAGUAUUUCCUAGAAGUCAAGGAUAAGGACAUUAAGCAUGCCCUGGCCGGCCUCUUUGUUGAGAUCCUGGUUCCUGUUGCAGCAGCGGUGAAGAAUGAGGUGAACGUGCCCUGCCUGAGGAACUUUGUGGACAGCUUGUACGACACAACCCUGGACCUGUCCUCCAGAAAGAAGCACUCACUGGCUUUUUAUCCUCUGGUGACGUGCCUGCUGUGUGUCAGUCAGAAACAGUUCUUCCUUAACAGAUGGCACGUCUUCCUCAACAACUGCCUUUCAAAUCUCAAGAGCCGAGACCCUAAGAUGGCCCGUGUUGGGCUUGAGUCCUUGUAUCGACUGUUGUGGGUCUACAUGAUAAGAAUAAAGUGUGAGAGCAACACGACUACACAGGGUCGUCUCAGCACCAUCGUAACAACGCUGUUCCCCAAAGGGUCUCGCAGCGUGGUACCCAGAGACACGCCUCUCAAUAUAUUUGUCAAAAUCAUUCAAUUUAUUGCGCAGGAAAGACUGGAUUUUGCCAUGAAAGAGAUCAUCUUUGACCUUCUCUGUGUCGGAAAGCCAGCUAAGGCCUUUAGUCUUAAUCCGGAGAGAAUGAACAUCGGCCUGAGAGCGUUCCUGGUCAUCGCUGAUAAGCUGCAGCAGAAGGAUGGCGAGCCUCCAAUGCCAAACACAGGUUGCACUUUGCCCUCUGGGAACACGCUGCGAGUGAAGAAGACGUAUCUGAGCAAGACGCUGACGGAUGAGGAGGCCAAAGUCAUCGGUAUGUCACAGUAUUAUUUUCAUGUGCGGAAGGCUAUUGACAACAUCCUCAGACACCUGGACAAGGAGGUGGGACGCUGCAUGAUGAUGACCAAUGCUCAGAUGUUAAACAAGGAGCCUGAGGACAUGAUCACCGGUGAACGGAAGCCCAAGAUCGACUUGUUUAGGACUUGUGUUGCCGCCAUUCCUCGGAUCCUGCCUGAUGGGAUGUCCAAGUCUGAGCUGAUCGACCUGCUCUCGCGAUUGACAAUCCACAUGGAUGAUGAGCUCCGACUCAUCGCCCAGAACUCCUUGCAGAGUCUGCUGGUGGAUUUCUCCGACUGGCGCGAUGACGUGCUGUUUGGCUUCGCUAACUUCCUGCUACGUGAGGUCCAAGACACCCAUCAGGGAUUGCUGGAUACGUCCCUGAAAUUACUGCUGCAGCUGCUCACGCAGUGGAGACUCACCCUGGCUACUCAGGGGAAGAGCCACGACAGCAAUAAAACACACACGGCUGAGCUGCUGCAGUCCAGCUCGAGUCUCAAGAUGCCCUCAGAGCGAGGGCCUCACUCCACUGUGCUCCACGCCGUGGAGGGGCUGGCGCUCGUUCUGCUCUGCUCCGGCCAGCUGAGCACCCGUCGGCUCGCCAUCGCCAUUCUCAGAGAGAUACGGAGUCUCUUCAUGACCAUCGGGCAGUCCGAGGAUGACGAUAAACCAAUGAUAGAGAUUAUGGAUCAGCUCAGUCCUGCUAUCCUGGAAAGUUUUGCUCACAUCGCAGUCUCUGACACCGCCGCCAUGCCAGCUGGCCACCACGUGGACCUGCAGUGGCUCGUGGAGUGGAAUGCGCUACUCGUCAACAGCCAUUACGACAUCCGGAGCCCCUCGCACGUGUGGGUGUUUGGCCAGUCCGUGAAGGACCCCUGGGUGCUGUGUGUCUACAGUCUCCUCCGACAGGACAACCUGCCCAAGCACUGCCCCACAGCCCUCAGCUACGCCUGGCCCUACGCCUUCACUCGGCUGCAGAUGCUCAUGCCCCUGGUAGACCCAAACAAUCCGGUAUAUGCAAAGAAGACCAGUACCUCUGGCAGCGGCGAUAAUUACGUGGCCCUAUGGAGGAACUACCUGAUCCUUUGUUUUGGCGUAGCCAAGCCCAGUAUCAUGAGCCCCGGCCAUCUGAGAGCAUCGACACCCGAGAUCACGGCUCCUACGCUUGACGGCGGUGUCAGCUUUGAUAACAAGGUUAUCGGCAGCCCGUCUGUGGCCUGGCUGCUGAAGCAGUUGGCCCCGCUGAUGAGGGCAGAGAGCAUUGAGCUGACAGAGUCAUUAGUUCUGGGAUUUGGUCGCACUAACUCACUCAUAUUCAGGGAGCUGGUGGAGGAGUUACAUCCGCUCAUGAAAGAGGCAUUAGAGAGAAGACCCGAGAACAAGAAGCGGCGUGAGCGCCGAGACCUGCUGAGACUGCAGUUGCUGCGCAUCUUUGAGCUUUUAGCUGAUGCAGGUGUUGUCAGCGACAGUACGAAUGGAGCUCUGGAGCGCGACACCCUGGCCCUCGGCGCUCUGUUCCUGGAGUACGUGGAUCUCACCCGGAUGCUCCUGGAAGCGGAGAAUGACAAAGAUGCGGAGAUCCUCAAGGACAUCCGAGCUCACUUCAGCGCCAUGGUGGCCAACUUCAUCCAAUGCGUACCAGUGAACCACAGGCGCUUCUUGUUUCCACAGCAGAGCCUGCGGCAUCACCUCUUCAUCCUCUUCAGCCAGUGGGCUGGCCCUUUCAGCGUCAUGUUCACCCCCCUGGACCGCUACAGUGACAGGAAUCACCAGAUCACAAGAUAUCAAUACUGUGCAUUAAAGGCCAUGUCUGCUGUGCUCUGCUGCGGGCCUGUCUUUGAUAACGUUGGCCUCUCUCCAGAUGGAUACCUCUAUAAGUGGCUGGAUAAUAUACUCGCCUGCCAGGAUCAGCGGGUCCAUCAGCUUGGCUGUGAAGUUGUUGUCCUGCUCCUGGAGCUCAAUGCUGACCAGGUCAACCUAUUCAACUGGGCAGUGGAUCGCUGCUACACAGGUUCCUACCAGCUCGCUUCGGGCUGCUUCAAAGCCAUCGCUGCAGUCUGUGCCAGCAGCAAAAACUACCCAUGUGACAUCGUAACGCUGCUGAACCUGGUGCUCUUCAAGGCUUCAGACACCAACAGAGAAAUCUAUGAGAUUUCCAUGCAGCUAAUGCAGAUCCUUGAGACUAAGCUCUUCUUGUACUCCAAGAAGAUUGCAGAGCAGAGGCCAAGCAGUAUCCUGUACGGCACCCAUGGUCCACUGCCACCUCUCUACAGCGUUUCUCUGCCCCAGCUCUCCAGUCAGCUCGCCAGGAUGUACCCUGAACUCACGCUCCCUCUGUUUUCAGAGAUUAGCCAAAGGUUCCCCACCACCCACUCCAACGGGAGGCAGAUCAUGCUAACCUACCUCCUGCCCUGGCUGGGUAACAUCGAGCUGGUGGAUAACGGCUUGCUUUUCCCAGCCCUCGCUCUUUCCUCCACAAGCUAUGAGUCCGCCAGCCAGCCGAGCGCUGCAGGCUCAUCGCACCAGCUGAAAGGCAUUGGCUGGGGAUCCUUACAAGCCACGUCCAUGGUUCUCAAUAACCUCAUGUUCAUGACUGCCAAGUAUGGAGAUGAUCUUCCUGGGCCUGAGAUGGAAAAUGCCUGGAACGCUUUGGUCAGCAAUGAGAAGUGGAGCAACAAUCUGAGAACCACAUUGCAGUUCCUCAUCAGCUUAUGUGGAGUCAGCAGCGACACCACCCUUCUUCCAUAUAUCAAGAAAGUGGUGAUCUAUCUCUGUCGAAAUAACACCAUCCAAACCAUGGAGGAGCUGAUAUUUGAGUUACAACAAACCGAUCCCGUCAACCCGAUGGUGCAGCAUUGCGACGGCCCUCCUUUCUAUCGCUUCACUGCCACAAGCAAGGCCUCUGCAGCAGCUUCAGGCACAACAUCAAGCAGUAAUACGGUUGUAGCAGGACAGGAAAGCUUUCCUGACACAGAUGAUACCAAAGCUGUAAAGGACAGCGAGGAGAGGCUUAGUCACAUAAUGCGAGCCCACCACCGUCUGGAAUCCCGGUACAGCAACAGUUCUGGAGGCUCUUAUGAUGAAGAGAAAAGCGACCACCUGCCCCCCUACGCGGACUGGCUGGCGGUUGUUAUUGAGACCAACCAGCCCCACCCUCUCCCCAUGCCUCUCAACGGAGGAUGUUGGGCUCCACUGGUGGACUUCUUACCAGAGACCAUCACUCCCAGAGGACCACUGCACAGGUGUAAUAUUGCAGUCAUCUUCAUGACAGAGAUGGUGGUGGACCAUAGUGUGAGAGAGGACUGGACCAUUCAUCUGCCUCUACUGCUACAUGCUCUGUUUUUGGGCAUGGAUCACUAUCGUCCAGAGGUGUUUGAGCACAGCAAACGACUCCUCCUCCACCUGCUCAUCGCGUUGUCCUGCAACAACAACUUUCAGGCCGUUGCGUCGGUCUUACUGCAGACACGUGAAAUCAAUGUCACCAAGACCCUCACCUGCAAGCCAGGCCUUCAACCAGAGUAUUCACCUUCAGGAGGCUUUGACUUCCUACGGGAGUGUCAGGCGUCUCCUCAGCCAGACUCCGGUCUGAGCUCCUCCUCGACAUCGUCCAGCUUGAGUCUGGGGGGCAGCAGCAACAACCUGCCGGAGAUCACACAGGUGAUGGAAAAUCUGAUGGACGCCAGCAAAAUGAACGAGAAGCCGAGCAAGCUCAUUGAGUUUCUAACCACAAGACCAUAUGGGCCACUAUGGUGCCAUGAAGACAUUUCACCAAAGAACCAGAUCUCAAAAAGCACUGGACAGCUGACAAACUUCCUUAAACAUGUGGUAUCUGUUUUCAAAGAGUCCAAGUCAGAUUUCCACCUGGAGCAGCAGCUCAGUGAGGUGGCGCUGCAGACAGCCUUGUGCAGCUCGUCGCGUCACUACGCCGGCCGCUCCUUUCAGGUGUUUCGGGCCCUCCGUCAGCCCAUCUCCGCGCACGCUGUGUCCGACCUGCUUUCAAGGCUGGUGGAAGUUGUUGGUGAACACGGAGACGAGGUGCAGGGCUACGUGAUGGAAGUUCUCCUGACGCUGGAAUCUGUGGUGGAUAACUUGGCUGAAUGUCUCAAAAACAAUGACCUCAUGGCUCUCCUGACCAGAGCCUCAUCUCCAGAUUUCCUCAGCAGUUUCAAGCAGCUGUCUAACAGGAAGAGUACAGGACAGCUCAAUCUUAGAAGAGAAGAGCGGGUCAGGCAUCAGAGAAGCUCUUCUGUCCCCAAAAAGUUUGGCGAGGCCGACAAGUUUGCCGAUCCACCUCGCAGUGCCACCCUGGACCGUAUCCAAGCGUGUGAACAGCAGGUUUUGUUAGCCAGGAUCCGCAGCUCAUCUGCGUCUCGAGACAACGUCACGGACCCGUUGAGCAUCCACCACCCCAGCAACCUGCUGGCCACCGUCUUCUGGGUGGCGGUGUCGCUGAUGGAGUCGGACUUUGAGUUCGAGUACCAGAUGUCUUUAAGACUGCUGAAUAAACUUCUGGACAACAUGUCGCUGGACAAGCAGGAAAACCGAGAGAGACUGGAGAAACUGCAGAACCAGCUGAAAUGGAGCAGCUUCACCGGUCUGCAGCAGCUGCUGUUAAAGGGCUUCACCUCCCUGUCCACCACCGACCUCACGCUUCAGCUCUUCUGCCAACUCACGCCUGUGUCACGAGUGCCUGUAGUGGACACAUCACAAGCAAUAGGUUUUCCCUUAAAUGUUCUCUGCCAGCUCCCACAUCUUGUGCAGAACUUUGAAGCCCCGUCGCAAUUUUGUCAAGAUGUUGCCGAGAGGAUAGCUCAGGUAUGCCUUGAGGAGAAGAAUGCCAAACUCUCCAACCUCGCUCAUGUCAUGACUCUGUACAAGACGCGCUCCUACACGCGAGACUGCUUCUCUUGGGUCAAUGUGGUGUGUCGCUAUCUCCAUGAAGCAUUCUCAGACAUCGCCCUGAGUUUGGUCACUUACAUGGCUGAGCUCUUAGAAAAGGGUCUCCCGAACAUGCAGCAGACGCUUUUACAAAUCAUCUACAGCCUCUUGAGUCACAUGGAUCUGAGUGGAAUUCAAGCUAAACCCUUUAACGUGGAAGUGCUCGAAACUAUUGAAAAGUUUGUCCAGACCGUCCAUUGGAGAGAAGCGCUGAAUAUCCUGAAGCUGGUUGUGUCUCGGUCUGCCAGUUUGGUGCAGCCGUCAUUCCCACAGAGUGACCUCUCCUAUGAGGACGUCAGCCGUGUCUGGGACCGCUCCUCCAAGGCUUUGCCUGGGAAGACGCUGGAUUUCCACUUUGACAUCUCUGAGACACCGGUGAUUGGUCGGCGUUACGAUGACCUGCAGCGCUCCCAAGGCCACGAUGUGAAGAGCAUGACAACGGCAGUGACCCGUAGCACCUCUUCAACCUCGUCUGGAUCCAAUUCCAACAACGUACUGGUGCCAGUCAGCUGGAAGAGGCCUCAGUCCUCACAGAAAAGAACCCGGGAAAAACUAGUGAAUGUAUUGUCACUGUGUGGACAAGAAGUGGGACUCACAAAAAAUCCAUCGGUCAUCUUCUCCAGUUGUGGGGAACUGGACCUCAUGGAGCACCAGCCCAGUCUGGUGUCUUCCGAUGAAGGGACCCGGGAACUAGAAAACAUGGACGACACCACCUCAGAGCAGCAGUUCAGAGUCUUCAGAGACUUUGACUUCCUGGAUGUCGAGCUCGAAGAUGGGGAGGGAGAGACCAUGGACAACUUCAACUGGGGAGUGCGUCGAUGCUCUGUGGACAGCCUGGAUCAGAGUGACCUGCAGCCCCUGGAGGAGAGUCAGCUGUCCAGCAGCAUGCCCAGCCUCAGCAAGAUGGCGCAAGAGGACUCGGACGAGUCGUCUGAGGAGGAUUCCCUCACAGCCAGCCAGAUCCUCUCCCACUCCCAGCUUAUUGUUAACCUCUCUCCAACAGCAGAGCUCAGUAGCUUGGACAAUUCCUCUGCCUUUUUUGAUACAACUUCAGCAGAUUCAACUCCCCUGAGCUCCAAAAAUCCCAGUUUCGAUGUCCAACUGCCAGAGGACUCGAAGCAGCGGCAUGAGGUGUUACAAAAAGAUGACGACUCUAAAGUUCUUGAGGACAACCUGCCACUCUCCAUUAGUGAGCUUCCUCCUGAGUAUUCAGGUGGGGACAGUUUGGCCAUGGUCAUGGUUUACAGCAGUUGUAAAGAGCUGGACCUCGACAGCUUCUUACCCAGUCUUGCCGAGGAAGAGAUGGAUGACGCGUUGGAGUCGCGCUCUUCACCGCCACCGUCGCCCUUCUUCUCUGCCAUUCUUGCGGCGUUCCAGCCAGCAGUCUGCGACGACGCCGAAGAGGCCUGGCGAAAUCACAUCAACCAGCUGGUGUCUGACUCAGAUGGGUCCUGUGCAGUCUACACUUUUCAAGUAUUUUCUUCAUUGUUUCAGAGUAUCCAGACCAAAUUUUGCUCCUUCACCUGCGAUGCUGUGAGCUAUCUCGGUGACGGCUUGAGGGGAUUGGGAUCAAAGUUCCUGAAGUCCUCUCAGAUGCUGACAUCAUGCUCAGAGUGUCCAACUCUAUUUAUUGAUGCUGACACGAUUAUGUCCUAUGGACUUCUGGAGAAAAUGAAAUUCAGCGUGUUGGAACUUCAAGAAUAUCUUGACACAUACAACAACAGAAAAGAAGCAGCUGUCACUUGGUUGAACAGCUGUAAGACCACCUUUCUUAAAAGUCCUGGAGGCGCAGUGGUAACAUGUCAACCAAUGGAGGUUGAAGAAAAGCAAAUGGAAUUUCUGGCUCAACUGGAGCUUUGUCAACGACUCUACAAACUCCACUUUCAGUUGUUGCUGCUGUUUCAGUCCUAUUGUAAGCUAAUUGAGCUGGUCCACGAAAUAAGCUCUGUUCCACAGCUCACAAAUAUGUCCCGAGAGCUAAGUCUGCUGCAGAGCAACCUGAGAGUAGCCGCCGCGUCUGUGACAAACGUUGACGUCGCUGCCUGUGAGAGCUCCCGCUCUGAGCCCAUCUUUAGCUCCUCUGAGGCUGCAGUGCAAGCCAUCCUGGAGGCUCUAAAGAACAAUGAGUUUGCAUCAGCCAUUCGCUACAUUCGUGAGUGCAGAAUAUCGUGGCCUCAUGACAUCUUCGGCAGCCACUCUGAGGAUGAGGUUCAGACUCUGUUGAACAUCUACUUCAGACAUCAAACUUUGGGUCAGACAGGAACGUUUGCUCUGGUGGGCUCAAAGCAGGACCUCACAGAAAUUUCUGUCAAGCUGAUGGAACUCAACGGGGAGACUCGGGACAUGAUCCGGCGAGCCCAGGGCUACAGAGCCAUCACAGCUUUUCUCCCAGACUCCAGGAUUUCGGGCUCAACUCUCUGAUGGCGGCCUGGCUGUGUGUCACCCUGUCUCACGCCUAAUCUCUCUUCCUGUCUGGAGCAGCUGCUACCAUUUGAGCUAUUAAACUGUUCCCUCCUGGGAAUAGCCCCAUUCUUUACUCCCUCUUCUUUCUCAGAGUGCAUUUGAAUGUCAUGAAGUCAGAUGUUCAGACGCACAGCAAUACUUUUCUUUUUACACAGAGAAGUGACUUUGCUAUUUUAAUUAAAAAAAAAUGCUUUUCUUGCACUAAUAUAAAACAAACCUUCACACAGAGACCAGUAGCUACUGAGGUCAACAACUGUCCCCUUUAACAGACAAAAUACCAAAGCUAAGUAAUUCUCUAUUAAAUGUAUUGUUUUAAUUGUUAAGGGAAAAUGUGCAAUUCUUCACUUAAUUGGAAGACCUCUCCGUCUCCCAAAAGAAUGUAUUUGAGUAUCAUUGCAUUGGAAAACACUGUUGUAGUGAAAAAGGGAGGAGUCUUUUUUUUUUUUUUUGAUAAAGUGGUGUGUUUUUGUGUGCAAGUGUCUUUGUUUUGUGAGUGUUUGAGUGGGUGAAUUCAGUUGUGACGACCAUCAAAGAUGGAAUUGAUUGAUUCUGGUUUGUAUGAGUGGUCUUUGUUCAACUACUCUGAAAGGCUGCAAACCUACUGUAAUAUGUCCAACCUACCCGCUGCUGUGUGGGUUACCUGUUACUUUAAACAUCUUACUGUACCUUUUAACUGAGCAGCUUUUUGCAAAAUAGGUAAAUUAUUUAUAUUUUAAACAAGAGAUAAACAUGCUUUUAUCGAACUAGAUUUAUAGAAAGCAAAUAUUUUGUUUCCGUUGUUAAACCUGCCAAGCUUGCAAAUUUGAUGUACAAUAAAAUGCAUAGUUAUGUUUAUGGGAAAGAAAUAUAGAAACUAUUUUAACUGAUUAAUUGUACAUAGUGAAAUGGGGGCUUUGCUCGGACUCAUAAAAUUGUAUUUUUAUGAAGUUGAACUUUGAGUUGCAUGCAAAAUGAGUACAUACCCUAUUUGUAAAGCGUACACAAGAGCUGUUGUAGCUUCUUGCUAUGUAAAUAUACCUGCCUUGGCAAUGUACUGUAUUUUGGUGUUCUGUACACUUGUAUAACAAUAAAACAUACAUUUGUUAA